AUGACCCCGGGCCCCCUGCUCUGGACGCUGGCCCUGAUUGCAGGCUGCUGGGCGCAGGGCCUGUGGGUCUCCCAGCCCAGCUCCGUGCAGGGCACCGAGGGUGGCUCCAUCACCCUGCCCUGCGCCUACAACAGCACCCGGGAGCCCAGGCUGGGCAGCUACACCUGGGUGAAGGAGGUGGCGGGCGCCCGGCUGGAGCUGAGUGACGGGACCCAGGAGUUCAGGGGCCGGGUGAGCCGGGCCCGGGACCGGAGCUUCCUGCGGGAGAGGAGAGCCGACGUGGAGCUGCGGGACCUGAGACCCUACGAUGCCGGGACCUACCGCUGCCUGGUGAAGAUCCCCACCGUGGGAGAGGGGGCUGGGAACGGGACGUGGCUCCAGGUGCUGAAACCGGCCCGUUCAGUGCCCAUGGACGUGAAACCCGACCGAUUUGUCCUCUUGUGGCUUUUCCUGCGUGGCCUGAUCUGCAUCUUUGGCCUCGCCGCCGGCGCCAUGGGCACCAGCCUGUUCUACCAGACGAAACUGUCCCGGAGGAGAAAGAGACGAGUCAGGGAGCUUCAGGCCAAAGCCCAGCUGUGAAUAUGACUGUUCGUGUCUCCUGCUCUAACCACUAGCCCGUAGUGCCCUUGCAGAACCAGGGAGAGAACCCAGGAGUCCUGGCUCCCAGCCUCCCCCACUCUAAUCACCAGCCCCCAUUCCCCUCCCCAGCACUCCCCUGUACACGUAACCAACAAUUACAACUUUUCUUCAUGCCCCUGCUCCAGGAGUCCCGGGGAUCUGGGCUCUGGGUUAAAAGCUUGUCUCUUUUUCCCCCGUCCCGGCCGGGGAGAACAGCUGGAAAUUGCGACCCCAAAACGCUGAGAGAAACCCAACGGCCGGUUGAAAUGGAACAUUUGGAGUUGUGGGCAUCUCGCUUUCCCCUGCCCGCCCCACUCGCGUUCAUUUCCAGCCCGUCUCGUCCUGCCUCCAGCCCCGAUUUGUUCUUUUUCCAGAGAAUCGUGGGGCCUGUGAUGGGUGGGGUCACAGAGGCCCCCUUGGGACCGUCACCUGACGUGCUGAAUUUACCUCUGAGCCCAUUUUCCCUGCCAGCUUGGGACUCCAGACCCCUGCCUUGUUGAGCCAGACGCGCCAGCCUGGUGCAAUCCAGACGCAGGUCUGGGCCACGUCCCCCGGAAGCUGCAAACUUAACUGAAAACAGCUUGAGAAGUGCUCCUGCCUCCAGCUCCCAGACCCCCAGCUCCCAAUGGGGUCCAAACCCCACAUAAAUCCCUUUUACUCUGUAUUAAGCUUAUACAGGGUAAAUGCAUAAAUUGUCCGCCCUCCAUAACACUAAUAGAGAGAUAUGCCCAGCGGUUUGCUCCCCCCAGGGAUUAAUCACUUACUCUGGGUUAAUUAAUGAACAAAAGUGAUUUUAUUAAGUAUAAAAAGUCGGAUUUAAGUGGUUCCAAGUAAGAACAGCCAGAACAAAGUAAGUCACCAAGCAAAAUAAAACAAAAGGCGCCAGUCUAAGCCUGAUACGUGAAGAAGCUGAUUACAGGUGAAUCUCACCCUCGGAGGGGUUCCAAUGAGCUUCUUUUCCAGACCAGACUCCCCCCUAGCCUGGGCCCAUCCUUUCCCCAGUACAGCCCUUGAUCCAGCUCAGGUGGUAACUAGGGGCGUUCUCAUGACUGGCCCCCUUUGUCCUGUUCCACCCCCUUUUAUAGCUUUGUCCCAAGGCGGGAAUCCUUUGUCUCUCUGGGCCCCCACCCCUCCUUCUAAAUGGCAAAGCCCCAGGUUCAAGAUGGAUUCCAGUACCAGGUGACAUGGUCCCGUGUCCUGGGAGACUUCAUGACCCACUGGCUGGCAGCCAGGGACCCAGGAGGGCUUGGAAGUAAACAGAGCCAUUUACCACCAAUUGUCCUCGUCAGUGGGAGCCAUCAAGCUUCCAAGCCCCCAUUAAUGGCCCACGCUUUGCAUCGCGACAACAGGCCUCAGCGUUAUGUUUCAUAUUCCUAGUUUCCGAUACGAGGGUGACAGCAUCAUACCAACGGGAGGCCCACGCUCAGCCGGUUAUAAGCUCUGUAAUGACACCUUACAAGAGACCCUUUGCCUGAAGUAUAUUCCAGUUACAUCCUGGUCACACUCGUUAGCAGAUUUUCAUACCAUCAUACGGGGCACAACGUCACCGGGCCGUCCUGAGUCGCGAUUUCCCCCGGCCCAUCCGCUGGAUUCGCGACUUUCCCAGCCAAGCUGGUGAUUUCCCCAGGCCCUGGUUUUUUAGGCCAGUCUCAUGGUAUUUUGGGGCCCUGACACCACCCGGAGCAGGGCACCGGCCACCUCCUCGCUCCACCAUCUCGACUCGCUGCGUUUCUCUGC
Caretta caretta (loggerhead turtle) is the source of this 2355-nucleotide messenger RNA. Its product is annotated as natural cytotoxicity triggering receptor 3. The record is from RefSeq and is a predicted model, not a curated record. Gene Ontology annotation, biological process: natural killer cell activation; immune response-activating cell surface receptor signaling pathway; positive regulation of natural killer cell mediated cytotoxicity. Lineage: Eukaryota; Metazoa; Chordata; Testudines; Cheloniidae.